GCGCGUGCCAGAGCCAAUAGUUUCUCUGACAAAUCUGGCACAGACAGUGCUAUUCUGCCAGAGGUCACGAGAAGGAGGUACGGCACAAUUCUGUGUUGGUGGGGAUCGUGUGUAAUUGUAUAUACAUUUAAAGGAAAGAGAGUGUUUUCUUUCUCCCUUGCCAUAGUUUCAAGUUCGCUUGUCACCAUUUCCACCAAAAACGAGCCGGACUUUUCAGCGCGAGCUUCCCGGGUGCUCCAAAGCAAGCGAAUAAUUGGGGCGGUCGUGGGCAUCGUCAUGAUCGUGGCGCUGGUCAUCGCAGUUCCGCUUCUGGUCCAGACCUCGGUGGUUUCAGCGCACUACGAAAUGAUGGGCACUUGUCGGAUGAUCUGUGAUCCGUACAACCCCAAACCGAGUGCCACGGCGCUGGAGGUGAUGCAGGAUCUCAGUGUCAUCCAACCAUCUUUCGCUCAAGGGACUAGAGGGGAACCAGGCCGUCCGGGCAAACCGGGACCCAGGGGUCCACCUGGCGAACCGGGUCCACCUGGUCCAAGGGGUCCGCCUGGAGACUCCGGCAAACCUGGAUUUACCGGUAUCACUUCGGGAACGGCGAGGACCGAGACAGGAGACAUUGUUCCAGCGUUGGGGAACAUCAAGAUCGCGUUUUAUGUGGGUCUCAAGAACCCUCAUGAGGGCUACGAAGUGCUCCGGUUUGAUGAUGUUGUGACAAAUGUUGGAAAUCACUAUGAUCCCACUACCGGCAAGUUUACGUGCCAGGUGUCGGGGAUUUACUACUUCACCUACCAUGUGCUGAUGCGCGGAGGGGACGGGACGAGCAUGUGGGCAGACCUCUGUAAAAACGGACAGGUUCGGGCGAGCGCCAUCGCGCAAGACGCCGAUCAGAACUACGACUACGCGAGCAACAGCGCCGUGCUGCACCUGGACUCCGGAGACGAGAUUUAUGUCAAACUCGACGGCGGAAAGGCGCACGGAGGAAACAACAACAAAUACAGUACAUUUUCGGGUUUCAUUCUGUAUCCAGACUGAACUGCCACCUGCCUCGUCUCGAGCUGAGUGUUGAUGAAUCUCCUCUCUCCGAGCGGCACACUCUCUCGGCACUCCAUUGUCAUUCCUGUCUGUAGUGUCGGUGGAAAUAUAAGGGUCAUCUGAACUCAGAGCCAGUGUGAGAAUAUGUUGUCUGAAUUUGUCCCUUUUUGUUUAAUGAUGUCUUGUGUUUGGCUGUUAUACUCUAUUAAAGAAUGCGUUAAUUACGCACAGGAUGGUGAUGAGGAUACAACAAUUAUCGAUAGAUUACUAGCAUAUCUGUAAUUGUCCUCUGAGUGAUUUUUGCUCAAAUGAAACUAAUUUCCUGCAUUUAUGAGCCCCUAGUGGCCCCUAAUGUAAUACAGUUUCUGCUGUUAGCUUAAAUUGGCUUCAUGUAGAUACGGACAAGCAAUUUGGUCUAGAUCUCGACAAGCACGGUUCAGCAUUUCAGCUCCUUGGCAUACUGUAGUUCACCAAAAAUGAACCUUCUCUCAUCAUUUGCAACUCAUGUUGUUCCAAACCUGUAUGACUUUCUUUCUUCUGUGUAAUCCAAAAAGAGAUAUUCUGCAAAAUGUCCCAGCGUUUUCUCUUUCCAAAACAAUGAAAGUCAAUGGGGUCCAAAAUUGACCCACAGCAUUCUUCAGAAUAUCUUCACUUGUGAUCGACAAUAGAAAGAAGUCAUCAGGUUUGGAAUUAAGGCGAGUCAAUGAAGGCAUAUUUUUAUACAUACAUGUAUUUGGCUGAAUUAUCCAUUUAAACCCCCAAUUUAAGCUCAACUACAAAUGUUUUUAUUUUAAUCGUAUGGCUGAGCAAUAAAGAAUUACAGUGGGUUUUCAGUUUGCAUUUAAAUUACAAGCCUGUGUGUGCGUGUGUGCAUUUUAAUGAGCUCUGGGACUUGACGUUUGACCUCACACAGGUUCUCCUGAGACCUUCAGUGAUAACACACCUAAUACAAUAAGCAUGCCAAACAUCACAACCGCAAAAGAGAGAGGGAGAGAAUUCUGAAAGAG
Carassius auratus (goldfish) is the source of this 2033-nucleotide messenger RNA. RefSeq names its product complement C1q-like protein 2. Gene Ontology annotation, molecular function: protein binding. Lineage: Eukaryota; Metazoa; Chordata; Actinopteri; Cypriniformes; Cyprinidae. The transcript has 2 exons. The coding region runs from base 277 to 1026 and encodes 249 amino acids. The record is from RefSeq and is a predicted model, not a curated record.